CAGCGGGGCAGGCGGCUGCUGCGUCUCUGUGGUCGUCAGAGGUGGGCGGCUUUCCCAGAGUGGCUGCUAAAGCUGGAGCUCGGACGGGAAAAGGAUCUCAUCCUGUAGUCCGGGCUAUCCUCAGACCCAUCUUCAGCCUCGCCAUAAACACUUUCAUUGUAAAAAUAUACCUCAUGUGCAACCGACAUCCAGGAUGUUUCGUCUUAACACCCUGUCUGCAUUGGCAAAACUAGCUGUGGGCUCUCGAUGGUACCAUGGAGCAUCUCAGCCCACACAGACCAAGAGAAGACUGAUGAUGGUGGCCUUCCUGGGAGCAUCCGCAGUGACUGCCAGUACUGGUCUCUUAUGGAAGAAAGCUCAUGCGGAAUCUCCGCCAUGCGUCAACAACAAAAAGGCUGAUGUUGGUGAUAAAGGGAAGACUAAAGAUGAAGGGGAAGUCUCUUGCCAUGAAGGAAGGGCUGUGGAUGCUGGGGCGGAGCCUUACCCGGAAGAGAAGAAAAAGAAGCGUUCUGGAUUCAGAGACAGAAAAGUGAUGGAAUACGAGAAUAGGAUCCGAGCCUACUCCACACCAGACAAAAUCUUCCGAUAUUUUGCCACCUUGAAAGUAAUCAACGAACCUGGAGAAGCAGAAGUGUUUAUGACGCCCCAGGACUUCGUGCGAUCCAUAACCCCAAAUGAAAAGCAACCCGAACACUUGGGCCUGGACCAGUAUAUAAUAAAGCGCUUUGAUGGAAAGAAAAUUGCCCAGGAACGAGAAAAAUUUGCUGAUGAAGGCAGCAUAUUCUACACCCUUGGAGAAUGUGGGCUCAUCUCCUUCUCUGACUACAUUUUCCUUACAACUGUACUCUCCACUCCUCAGAGAAAUUUUGAAAUUGCUUUCAAGAUGUUCGACUUGAAUGGAGAUGGAGAAGUAGACAUGGAGGAGUUUGAGCAGGUUCAGAGCAUCAUUCGCUCCCAGACGAGCAUGGGCAUGCGGCACAGAGAUCGCCCCACUACUGGGAACACCCUCAAGUCUGGCUUGUGUUCAGCCCUCACGACCUACUUUUUUGGAGCAGAUCUCAAAGGGAAACUCACCAUCAAAAACUUCCUGGAGUUUCAGCGGAAACUUCAGCAUGAUGUUCUGAAGCUGGAGUUUGAACGCCAUGACCCGGUGGAUGGAAGAAUCACUGAGAGGCAAUUUGGUGGCAUGCUGCUGGCCUACAGCGGAGUGCAGUCCAAGAAGCUGACCGCCAUGCAAAGACAGCUGAAGAAGCACUUCAAGGAUGGGAAGGGCCUGACUUUCCAGGAGGUAGAGAACUUCUUCACUUUCCUGAAGAACAUUAACGACGUGGACACCGCGUUGAGCUUUUACCACAUGGCCGGAGCCUCUCUCGAUAAAGUGACCAUGCAGCAGGUGGCCAGGACAGUGGCGAAGGUGGAGCUCUCAGACCACGUGUGCGACGUGGUGUUUGCACUCUUUGACUGCGACGGCAAUGGGGAGCUGAGCAAUAAGGAGUUUGUUUCCAUCAUGAAGCAGCGGCUGAUGAGAGGCCUGGAGAAGCCCAAGGACAUGGGCUUCACCCGUCUCAUGCAGGCUAUGUGGAAAUGUGCCCAAGAAACUGCCUGGGACUUUGCUCUGCCCAAAUAGGGUCCCGCUGCCUGCACCCUAGCACCUGGACCCCUGGAGUGGCCCUUCAUGCUGCUGCCGCUGCUUCUGGGAGUAGUACCCCCCCCCCAUCUUUCUGGGAUUGACCUCUGGGCUUAGCAGGCUUCCCUCUUCACCCUUCCCUGACCCAGUCAGUUGCUACUAGACUUCAAGUUGGCAGCCAGAUCAAAGGUUUUAAAAAAACAUGGACAAGUCUUCAAAGUGGAGACUUUAGCUCCUUCAACUAGUGCCCUGUGGAUAAAGAAUGCAAGGAGACCUCUGGAUACCCGCCAGUGCUGGGGAGCACCCCCUCUCCAGGCUCUCUCCCUCCCGACACCCACCGGCCCUGGGGAGCACCCCUCCCUCCAGGCUCUCUCCCUCCUGGCACCCACCGGCCCUGGGGAGCACCCCCCCUCCAGGCUCUCUCACUGUGGGUUUAUCUUCUUCCUCCUGCUGUUCCUAAGCUGCAAGUUUGAAAAUACUCUGGUGGGCAAGAGGAAGUCUAUGAGAAAUGAUAAUGCAGGUGACCCUGGCGCCCCGCGCUGGCAGGAGGCCUGGUUGGAGGAUCUGUGUCAGACACCGGCAGCUCCAGGAAGGCCUUGCGCUCCCAGCAGAGUUCCAGAGUCAAAGGAGCUGCUCCAUGCUCCUCUGUGCCCUCAUUUCCCUCCAAGGCUCCCAGUGUCACUUUCCCUCUCUAUGGGCUUGCCGAGCCCAGACCCGGCUCAGCCCAUCCGCCCUGUCUAAAACACUCGUAAAAUAUCACUUUAAUUAUACC
Arvicola amphibius (Eurasian water vole) is the source of this 2399-nucleotide messenger RNA. It is a transcript of the gene Micu1, whose product is annotated as mitochondrial calcium uptake 1. Gene Ontology annotation, cellular component: uniplex complex. Gene Ontology annotation, biological process: calcium import into the mitochondrion; mitochondrial calcium ion homeostasis. Gene Ontology annotation, molecular function: calcium ion binding. The record is from RefSeq and is a predicted model, not a curated record. The coding region runs from base 194 to 1627 and encodes 477 amino acids. The transcript has 13 exons. Lineage: Eukaryota; Metazoa; Chordata; Mammalia; Rodentia; Cricetidae.